UUCAAGCCAUUCUUGCAUCCUGCUAUCGUUAUGGCAAAUGGAUCGAAAAGGAUGAACAUAAGGCAUUCGAAUAUUAUCAAAAAUUCGCCGAGAUGGGUGAUUCUUAUGGUUUAUUUCAAGUUGGC
This is a messenger RNA of Acaulospora morrowiae, 125 nucleotides long. The record is from the annotation of a GenBank genome assembly. Lineage: Eukaryota; Fungi; Glomeromycota; Glomeromycetes; Diversisporales; Acaulosporaceae.